AUGAAUCGAUUUCUUUUUACUAUUCUUUCACUCGCAAUCGACGUCAUUCUAGCAGCUCAACAAGAUUUCUCCGGAUCAUAUCAUUUCCUCCGUUGUUCAUGUACGGUUUUAAGAUGCUUAGAACCUUCUCCUUAUCAGAUGUAUCAUUCCCCCACUGGACAUAUGACGAUUAAUUAUCGUUCUAAUAUNCAUGCACACCCAAAUACUUAUCACACUGACAUCAUGAAUCGAUUUCUUUUUACUAUUCUUUCACUCGCAAUCGACGUCAUUCUAGCAGCUCAACAAGAUUUCUCCGGAUCAUAUCAUUUCCUCCGUUGUUCAUGUACGGUUUUAAGAUGCUUAGAACCUUCUCCUUAUCAGAUGUAUCAUUCCCCCACUGGACAUAUGACGAUUAAUUAUCGUUCUAAUAUCUUAGCAGCUUAUGGACAAAUAACACCGGUAGAAAAUGGACGACAAACACAAAUUUCCAUGCAGUGGAUACCGGGCAUGGAUUUUGAUACAAAUUGCACAGGCUUGUGGAUACAAACAAAAGGAAUGUUUGAUUUAAAAUGUGGGAAUCAACAACAAUAUUGCACAGCACAGUUUGAAUGUCAAAAAAAUAGUGGACCAUGUUUUACCAAUGCUUCAAAUACAUUUAGUUCGCAUUUUAAGCCUAUUUUGAUCAAAAUAGUUGUUGGAAUCGUAUUUCUUCGCUUAAUUCAAAAGUUUAUUUAUUAA
Molecule: messenger RNA, 717 nt
Organism: Adineta ricciae
Lineage: Eukaryota; Metazoa; Rotifera; Eurotatoria; Adinetida; Adinetidae
Source: the annotation of a GenBank genome assembly